Daldinia caldariorum is the source of this 759-nucleotide messenger RNA. Its product is annotated as 3-oxoacyl-reductase. The transcript has 2 exons. Lineage: Eukaryota; Fungi; Ascomycota; Sordariomycetes; Xylariales; Hypoxylaceae. The record is from RefSeq and is a predicted model, not a curated record. The coding region runs from base 1 to 759 and encodes 252 amino acids.
AUGGCUCCUCGACCCCGUCUAGAAGGCAAAGUCGCCAUCGUAACAGGAGGCGCAUCGGGAUUCGGCAAGGGAAUUGUUGCUAAAUUCGUGGAAGAAGGGGCUCGCGUCAUCAUCGCCGACCUCUCAGAGGAAGCUGGUCGAACUGUGGCUCAGGAGUUGGGAUGUACCUUCGCAGUGACCGACGUAACGAAGCGUGAGGAUUGGGAACGCCUUCUCCAGAUGGCUCUGGAUACGUUCAGCCAGCUUGAUAUUGUGGUGAACAAUGCUGGAGCGACGUAUGCCAACAAACCAACCGAGGAGGUGACGGACAAAGAUUUCGACCUCGUCAUGAACGUUAAUGUCAAGUCCGUAUAUAUCUCUACCAACGUCAUCUUACCCUACUUUCUCGAGAAGAAGAAGCCUGGGAACUUUAUUCAGGUCGCUUCCACUGCCGGUGUCCGGCCACGCCCGAGGCUUACCUGGUAUAACGCCUCGAAAGCAGCUGUCAUUAAUGCUACCAAGACGAUGGCAGUCGAGUAUGGACCUCAACAAAUCCGGUUCAACGCGGUCUCUCCGGUGGUGGGAAGCACAGGGAUGACGCACCUGUUUAUCGGCAAGCCCAACACCGCAGAGAACCGAAAAGCCUUCGAGUCUCUAAUUCCGCUGGGCAGAGGCUCGACGCCGGAGGACGUCGCUAACGCUUGUUGUUAUCUGGCUAGCGACGAAGCUGCCUUUAUCACUGGGGUCAACAUCGAGGUGGAUGGUGGAAGAUGCGUCUGA